GCCAGCUGGGCUUCUGCCGGCCGGCCGGCCCACUCAGCUGUGUCCUACCGCCCGCCGGCUUUGGGGGAGCUGCCGAGCCCGUCCCUCCCAGGCUCAGGGAGAGAGCGCACCCCGAGCCUGGGAAGCCACCUCUGCUCCAGCGGUCUGUCCCAGGGAGCAGCCCGCCAGCCCUGCUCCCUGCCAUGAGGAAGGCACCCACCCUGCUCCUCCUCCUCCUCCUCCUCCUCACUGGGGCUUCCCUCUUCUGCAACGAGAGGAAUAUGUGCAGUGCUAAAUCCAGGCUCUGGAAUGAGACAGGGAACUGCAAAAUGGCCAAUGCAGAAGAGAAGCUAAUGGACUUUCUUCUGAACAAGACUAGGUACAAUAACUUAAUUCGUCCAGCUGCCAACUUUUCCCAGUUGGUAUCUAUCAAGCUGCAAGUGAUCCUAGCCCAGCUCAUAAGUGUGAAUGAACGGGAGCAGAUCAUGACCACCAAUGUCUGGUUGAAACAGGAGUGGACAGACUACCGCCUGGCUUGGAACUCAUCCCAGUACGAAGGCGUGAACAUCCUCAGGAUCCCAUCAAAGCGCAUCUGGCUACCAGAUAUCGUGCUUUAUAACAAUGCUGAUGGCACCUAUGAAGUGUCUGUGUAUACCAACGCUGUGGUAUCCUCGAACGGCAGCAUUUUCUGGUUGCCCCCAGCCAUCUACAAGAGCUCCUGCAAGAUCGAAGUGAAGCACUUUCCCUUCGACCAGCAGAACUGUACCCUCAAAUUCCGCUCCUGGACCUACGAUCACACCGAAAUCGACAUGGUCCUCAAGACCCCCACGGCCAGCAUGGACGAUUUCACCCCCAGUGGAGAGUGGGACAUCAUCGAGCUCCCGGGCCGGAGGACGGUCAACCCCUUGGACCCCAGCUAUGUGGAUGUAACUUAUGAUUUUAUCAUUAAAAGGAAGCCCCUUUUUUAUACCAUUAACCUCAUCAUUCCCUGUGUACUUAUUACAUCUCUGGCUAUCUUGGUGUUCUACCUGCCCUCAGACUGUGGGGAGAAGAUGACAUUGUGCAUCUCAGUGCUGUUAGCCCUCACUGUGUUCCUCUUACUGAUUUCCAAAAUCGUGCCCCCGACCUCCCUGGAUGUCCCCCUCAUUGGCAAGUAUCUCAUGUUCACCAUGGUGUUAGUGACCUUCUCUAUCGUCACCAGUGUCUGUGUUCUCAACGUGCACCACCGCUCUCCCAGUACACACACAAUGGCCCCCUGGGUCAAGAUACUUUUCCUUGAGAGGCUCCCCACUUUCUUGUUCAUGAAACGCCCAGAGAAUAACCCCAGCAGGCUCCAGUUUGACCAGCGCCGGAGGAACAGGUCCGAGUCCCCCCAGCAUGCCAGCACAGGCGACCUCUACAAGAAUUCCAUGUACUUUGUGAAUCCCACUUCAGCACCAAGGACAGCGGGGGGUCCUGAGAGUUCUGGGGGCCAGAAGGAUUUCCGCCUAAGAUCCUCCAAGAGGUACCAGCCAGAAGUACAGGAAGCCAUCGAUGGCGUGAGCUUCAUAGCAGACCACAUGAAAAGCGACGAUAGCGACCAAUGUGUCAUUGAAGACUGGAAAUACGUGGCCAUGGUAGUGGACAGGCUCUUUCUCUGGAUAUUUAUCUUCGUCUGUGUCCUUGGGACUGCUGGUUUGUUCCUGCCUCCUCUCUUUCAAAACUACUCUCCACCCUAGGGUCUUUGACUGUUCCACUACCCUUACACCCCCCUGCAGAUGUCCAGCAAGAGGAGCUUUGUUCAGUGAGGGCUGGGGUCUCUUAGAAAGUGAUGUCAUUUCUGUCUUGAGAGAGAGAGAAAGAGAGAGA
Molecule: messenger RNA, 1827 nt
Organism: Antechinus flavipes (yellow-footed antechinus)
Lineage: Eukaryota; Metazoa; Chordata; Mammalia; Dasyuromorphia; Dasyuridae
Gene: CHRNB4
Product: cholinergic receptor nicotinic beta 4 subunit
Exons: 7
Coding region: 183-1697 (504 amino acids)
Biological process (GO): nervous system process; monoatomic ion transmembrane transport; regulation of membrane potential
Cellular component (GO): postsynaptic membrane; synapse; neuron projection
Molecular function (GO): transmembrane signaling receptor activity; acetylcholine-gated monoatomic cation-selective channel activity
Source: RefSeq, a predicted model, not a curated record